AUGUCACCAAAACACAAGGCUUCAUCUGAGACAACUUUCGAAAUUGCAUGUUGCCUUGCAAUAAUAAUAUUUAAUGAUGGAUAUUUUGCAUUAGGAGAUAUUUUCAAUGGCAUGUGUGGUUAUCGUGGUUAUUAUACUGAUCAAGCAAUGGCACAUUUUGAUAACAAUCGGCUGCAUACAGAAUUAAAAGAAAACAACAGAAAAAGAAGAAAAGAAGCUGGUCGUGUUUUGAUGCAAAAUGAUGAUGAAGAAGAGGACAAUGAUGCAAUAAUUGAUGGUGCUGAUUAA
This is a messenger RNA of Rotaria sp. Silwood2, 288 nucleotides long. NCBI's taxonomy places the organism in Eukaryota, Metazoa, Rotifera, Eurotatoria, Philodinida, Philodinidae. The record is from the annotation of a GenBank genome assembly.